This is a messenger RNA of Closterium sp. NIES-67, 2295 nucleotides long. Lineage: Eukaryota; Viridiplantae; Streptophyta; Zygnematophyceae; Desmidiales; Closteriaceae. The record is from the annotation of a GenBank genome assembly.
AUUAGGGCAGGAUAAACCGCAGGCCUAAGACGUUCGGUUGUAGGAGGUUUUUCUUCGAUAGGAGGGAGGGGUGGCGAUAAACUGGACAGAAAACGCUUACGAGUUUCGCGGUUCCCUUGCUGCGCGGUCUUUUCUUGUUGACCAUUCUGGGCUCUUUUCGUUUCUCCGUCUAUCGGAUACCGUAUCAGAUCCACGUGACUGCAGCCUCAACUAAGAGGAAGAGACGAGCGCAUGAUUCAGAGUUGCUUACAGUGCGAUGAGAUGAACAGACUCAACACUCCCCUGUCCUGGUGACAGGGGAGUGGGACGGGACGUGUCAUUAGUUACUCUUGUCGUGUACUCUUGUAGCGAGCUUUCUUCUCAACUGCGAUGACUACUGCGACUGAGCUAGAAGCUGCCAAGCAAGACCACUGGACGCUUCUCAUAAGCAUCCAAGAAUGGCGGAAUGGGAACUCGGUUGGGGAUAACGUUAGUGUCGGGUACAGUAUUAUGCAUUCUACAGUACUGUACUGGAACGUCACAGAAUAGGCAGACGGAGAUAGGUAGCUGAUAAGUUUCGUCAAAUUUCUCUUUUUUUAGGAAAAUGUAGAAGUUGUAGUCGUUGGAGUGUCGACGGUGCCUAGGGAUUUGUGGAUGGGGGGAGCUCUCGUCAUUCGUUCCUUCUGUUUUAUCCGCAUGGUGGACUCGUAUUGUAGUAGGACAGGUUCAUAGGAAGCUGAGAUCCUUGUUUGGCAGCCUGCUAGUGGCGGUUGAACAUCCAUGGCUGGCGUUUGUCGUCCACGUUUCGCGACGGAAUUUCAUGUUCUGGUGUAGCUUCUGUAGAUCCACGCGAGUGAAUGAAGGCUUCGCUUCUGGGAGGAAGGAAGAGACGAGAGCAUCAUUUGCAGUUGCUUACGACUGCAAGAAUGGGCUUUACGCCAAGCCCCUUCUUAUGACUCGGAGGGCUGCAUCAUUUGAUGCGUCUCGUAAUCUGUACAGUAGUACGACUCUCGUGUCCUCGUUCAGUGUACAGUACUGUACCCUCCUCCACACUCAACGCACUCUUCUCCGCCUGACACGUGGCUCACGCCGGAGCACACGAGUCAAGACAGGAGGAGAGCGGAAGAUAUUGUCAGACUGCUCCUCGGACUCGUUAUGGCCGCAACUAAGGCGCACUUCCAAAUAGGACCACUGGACGAGUGGCCCGGUUUGGCACCAGCCGAGGCGCAGUGCUCCACCGAGGAGCCGGCGGUGACCGGGUGGAUGCUCCGUCUGUCUCCCCAGACGCUGAACUGUGGCUCUUCUAGGCUGGACAACACCCCCACACAGAAUCGCUGACAAGUCUCACCGGUUCUCAACGGUUCUCACCGGUUCUCAUGGUCACGUGAGACUUACAAGAUACACGCAAGCAGCACUGGCACCAGCCCUCCCUGAGGAGGAUGCUAUUAGGAUCCGAAGCACUGGCAUGCUUAUCCGCUUCGGAUAACUCUCGUCGGACGACGAUUGCGGCAGAUAAUUGUCUCGAUUUCACCAGACCCUGGAAGUCGAACUUCCGGCUCUUCACCUAAGGCGGCUGUCACGUUUGAGAGCCCUGUAUCUGAAGGGAGUCCCUCGCGAGUCUUUAUUUCUGCUGUUAUUCGAAAUUGCCGAAUUCCGGAGUACUGACAACUGUUCGCCCUCAAGGCUCUACCGCCGCGUUAGUAUAACGCAGAGUCUCAGAGUCUGCCACGCUCUAGCAGCAGAAAGCUUCAGGAGUCUUCUCAGCAGAUAGCCUAUGCCGAUGGUCUCGGAGGCCCCAACUAUUGGACGGAUUUUUCAAAUGGCGGGACACUGUCGCGUCCCCACGCCCUUAAUUCCCCUCCCCACCCCCUCACCUCCUCUCCCCGCCGCCUCAACUCCCCUCCCCGCCGCCUCAACUCCCCUCCCCGCCUCCUCAACUCGUGCCCUCGUCACGCCUUCAAUUCCCCUCAUCGCCCCCUCAAGUCCCCUCGCCACGCCCUCGUCGAAUCUGCCUACCCCCACCUCAACUUCCAGUAUCAGCGCCACCCGCACCGCCACUGCCGCCACCGCCGAGGGGGAUUCCAGCUCCCAGCAGCAGUCGCCUAACGCCCACUCCCAGCAGGAACUGGGAAACUCCAGCUCCCAGCAACAGCAACUCCCUACUUGUAUCUCCCGGCCUGAGGAGGCGGGGCGGCGGGCGCUGGAUGAGAUGGUGGCGCGGGUGGUGGGGUGCGAUGGGCACAGCUGGCUCAAGUACGGCCAGAAGCAAUUGCAGCGCUCCAGCACCAUCAGGUAGGGCUGUAGCACCAUCAGGUA